UCGGGCCGUAGUUGGAUCGGCGGCCACGAAAAUCAUCAUCAUCAAUCAUUGGCGCUCUCCUCAAGGACAUGGUGUCGAUUGGUUUGCAUUCAGGGGUGGUUCUCCGCUGAUUCUCUCUCCCUGAUUUGCGAACUGUGUUUUGAUUUCACCAAGUCGAGAAUGCUUUGACUGUGUUUGGCUGCUCACGAUCUAGUCAAGAAACUGCAAAGUAACACAAUUAUUCCGUCGGCGCCACCAUGAAUAGCUAUAGCUUUUCACUGGCAGAAAGACUGAUUCCUGCCACUUACUUGCAACAAGCUGCGUCUGCCAAGAAGUCCAGAGAAAAUUUAAUUAGGCAGCUCAUCGAACAGCGAAAAUGGCCAGAGGACGGCUGGGACGACGCAACCAUCGAGUACUUCCUCUCCGAACUGGCUCAAAUGGACAGCAACAACUUCCCCGGACACAGCAGCAUUGGCGAGCGGGAAGCGCGGAUCGCUUCCUCCCUCGUGGCUCGCAGACACUACAGAAUGGCCCACGGCAUUGGCCGCUCCGGUGACCUAGGCGAGGUUCAGCCCAAGGCGGCCGGCUCAAGUCUCAUGAACAAGCUCACCAAUGCCUUGGUAUUGGAUGUAAUUAGGUUUACAGGUGUCAAAACCUCAGCAGGUUGUUUUGUUGUGCCGAUGGCCACGGGGAUGAGCCUCGUACUGUGUAUGUUAGCUUUAAAACAGGAGAGAGAACAAGCCAAAUAUGUGCUGUGGUCCCGAAUCGACCAAAAGGCAUGUUUCAAGUGCAUCAUCACAGCUGGGCUUACACCUGUCGUAAUUGAGCCAAACCUAGUGGGAGACGAACUGAGAACAGACGUAGCAGCUUUAGAAACACAAAUGCAGCAGCUUGGGCCAGCCAACAUUGUCUGCGUGUUGUCCACGACCAGUUGCUUUGCCCCACGAGCGCCCGACUCGUUAGAGCAGGUGGCAGUCUUGUGCGCCCGAAACAACAUUCCCCACAUUGUGAAUAACGCCUACGGGCUCCAGAGUGCCAGAUGCAUGCAUCUUAUCCAAGAGGCUUCACGGAAAGGACGGGUCGAUGCAUUUGUACAAAGCACGGACAAGAAUCUCUUGGUGCCAGUCGGUGGAGCCAUAAUUGCCGGCUUUGACAAAGGCUUUGUCGAAAGGAUUUCCAAAAUGUACCCAGGUCGGGCUUCGUCCAGUCCAGCGUUGGAUGUUUUUAUUACGUUGUUGUCUCUUGGAGUGAAGGGAUUCAAAGACUUGGUGACGCAACGCAAAGAGAUGUACUCACUGUUAAAGGAGGAAUUGGGCAAAGUGGCCCAAAAACAUGGAGAACGACUUCUAGAAACAAAGAGCAAUCCGAUCUCAAUUGCUAUGACCUUAAGCUGUCUAGCUGGAGGUGAUCCUAAGAGCAUUUCAAUGCUGGGCUCGAUGCUGUUUUUGCGAUGCGUCUCCGGCUCCAGAGUGAUUACGGGUGUAGAAGUGAAAGACGUCUCUGGUCACAAAUUUGAAGGUUGGGGCUCUCACCACUCCUCCUACCCUGUCCCCUACCUAACAGCUGCAGCAGCCAUUGGUAUGAGGAGACAAGACGUCGAACUAUUUGUCCACAGACUUGAUAAAGCUCUAGGAAAAUUGAAAGGGCGAACUUCUGCAUCCACUCCCACGUCUGUCGAGGAACUCCUGUCGUCGUCCGGCCGACGGGGUGCCACUAGUCGGUCGACAAACUCGUCUGUUGUGAAUGGUGACGCCGAAGCAAGUGGCUCCAGCGCCGGCACCUCGCUCGCCUCCAGCAAAGACAGUUUGAGGAAGUAGAUGCAAAAUCAGGCAAAACACAAUCUUAAUCUUACUCUCCAUAACCAUUAAAUGUUGCCAUGCCCUAGUUGCCCCAACCAAAAUCAUAUCCUUUACACACCCAUUGUUUUCGCUUUGGUCGUCAAGUUUGCUUUUGUACGUUUCACGCAUUCCCCCCAUUUCGAUUGGCAAAUUACACUGCGGGCGCCAAGGCAUGUUGAUGCAUUUUUAGGUGGACUUUAUACCUAGCCGAGGUCAUAAUUUUAGAAUUGAAAUACAUUUAAAGAAAAAAAAGAUGGUGACGUUUGAACUUAUUCCGGCCUGUGUAGAGUAAAAGACGUAAUUUGAACGCCGCCGUUCCAAUUUAUGCAAUGCAUAAAUAAGACAUAAGUUGCUACUCUUAAACAAAUUCUCAAUCCGAGUACAUUCCAAAUGGCGAGACACGAACACACCCACACACAAAAAGCUAAAUCAUGUUACAGUGAAUGGUUUUUGAUCUAUUAAAAAGAAUUUAAAAAAGAUUACGCAAUAAAUUUAAGAUUAAAGGAGGAACACCUUAUAUAAGAUAUUUUCUCUAGGUCAUAAGGACAUUGGGAAAUCGAGUUUUUACAUUCAAAUUGGUUUGUACAGGUUGAGUAGGCAUAGGAAGGACUUGCGCCCCCUCGGUUGUUCCGUUCAAUGCGUUUUCUCCCAAGAAUGCAAGUCGGUUUGCACUUCUUCUGAAAAAGAGGCUUCGAUUCCACUUGUGUUUGUACCAUUUAGGAAAAUCUUGGCAAGUCUCGGUCUUGCAUGUUAAAUAGCUUUAAAUAUAUUUCUAUAGGUCAGAUCCUCACAGGGCAAGAUCAUGAUUUUUUAACUAACGCAAACAGGGGUACUAGAAACUAUUCAGAAGUCACACGCCAAUACUAUUUGUACGUCAAUAUGUGCGCGGUUUUAAUUGGAAAUUUGAAAGGUAUGGGAAAAAAUAAAAGAGUAUAAAACAAUUCUUGGGCGGUGCGGCGAGCGCAGAUAAAACGCAGAAUCUCCUUCCGGUUAAUUAAUUAAUUUCCACAGAGCGCACCGUAUUAAAGUACUUAAUUAGCGGAAGCGUCGCAGAAAAUGUUGGUGUGGGUCUGCGUUUUCAGUAAAGACACAAUUCUAGUCAGCUGAAAGUAGUGCAUGUCGAUAAAGAGACACUUUUUCAUUUUGAAAACGGCUUGAUUGACUCACUUUAAAAAGACACACACACACUCGUUACUACUUCUACUUGUAGGUACCGAUUUUCGACAAGAUAUUCUUCAAAACGAAUAGCGCAAGUUGGACAAAAAAAAGAGAAACAAGGAGAAAAUAAUGACACCCUAGUUUGUGGCUGUUGAUUUUUCUGGUUAUUGUUUAUUGUUUCAGCCAGUUCCUAUUCAUGUUUGCUUUUGAUAUUAUUGUAAUUAAAUCAUCACUAGCGAUUGGUCAGUGAAUGCUAUUACGGCGACGAAUAAUAAUUUAUUGUUAGAAGGAUGAAAGAAUAAAUGAACAAAUAAACAUUCAAACCGCCUCUUGUUUACUUCCUGCCC
Molecule: messenger RNA, 3322 nt
Organism: Neocloeon triangulifer
Lineage: Eukaryota; Metazoa; Arthropoda; Insecta; Ephemeroptera; Baetidae
Product: O-phosphoseryl-tRNA(Sec) selenium transferase
Exons: 10
Coding region: 237-1796 (519 amino acids)
Biological process (GO): conversion of seryl-tRNAsec to selenocys-tRNAsec; selenocysteine incorporation
Molecular function (GO): tRNA binding; O-phosphoseryl-tRNA(Sec) selenium transferase activity
Source: RefSeq, a predicted model, not a curated record